Messenger RNA from Closterium sp. Naga37s-1, 1926 nucleotides. NCBI's taxonomy places the organism in Eukaryota, Viridiplantae, Streptophyta, Zygnematophyceae, Desmidiales, Closteriaceae. The record is from the annotation of a GenBank genome assembly.
AUGCAGAGCCUGGGUCGCGAGCUGGGCAGCCCGCCGGCGGACGGCAUCUCGAACGUGCGCUUCUCGAACCACUCGGACCACCUCCUCGUCGCCUCCUGGGACUCCGUGAGUGCCUCCUGGGACUCCGUGAGUGCCGCCUGGGACUCCGUGAGUGCCGCCUGGGACUCCGUGAGUGCCGCCUGGGACUCCGUGAGUGCCGCCUGGGACUCCGUGAGUGCCGCCUGGGACUCCGUGAGUGCCGCUUGCGCCGUGCCUCUGCUGUGGCGGUGCACCGUGGGAUGGGAUGCUGUGAGUGGAUUCUCCAACCACUCGGACCGUGAGUGGAUUCUCCAACCACUCGUCGCCUCCGGGGACUCCGUGAGUGCCUCUUGCCGUGUGCCGUGCUGUGAGUGCCGCCCGCUCUCACCCAUCCACACGCUGCACGCAUGCCAUCGUGAGUGCCGCCUGCUGUGCCAACCUGCGGCUAACCUGCGGCUGUACGAUGCGGGCGCCAACACGCUGAGAGGCACGUUUCCCCGCCGUGGGCCGGUGCUGGACUGCUGCUUCCACGACGACAGCUCCGGCUUCGCUGGCAGCGCUGAUCAAUCCGUGGUGCGGUACGACUUCAAUGUGGGGAGGGAGGACGUGCUGGGGCACCACCAGGGGGCUGUCAAGUGCGUUGAGUACUCGCAUGCCACUGGCCAGCUGAUAACGGGCGGGUGGGACCGCACAGUGCGCUGCUGGGACCCGCGUGCCCCUGCCUCCCACCUGCGCCUCACAGUCACGGCCGAACAACCCGAGCGAUGCUACUCCAUGUCUCUCGCCGCGCACCGCCUCGUGGUGGCCAUGGCGGGGCGCCACGUGUCCAUCUAUGAUUUGCGCAACAUGUCGCAGCCGGAGCAGCGCCGGGAAUCUUCACUGAAGUUUCAGACGCGGUGUGUGCGGUGCUACCCCACCGGCACGGGGUAUGCCCUGGCGUCCGUGGAGGGGCGGGUGGCCAUGGAAUUCUUCGACCCUUCUGAGACAGCCCAGGCCAAGAAGUAUGCAUUCAAGUGUCAUCGGAGGUCAGAGGGAGGGAGGGACACGGUCUUCCCAGUCAACGCCAUCGCCUUCCAUCCAAUAUACGGCACGUUCGCCACAGGGGGAUGUGACGGGGUGGUGAACAUCUGGGAUGGCAACAACAAGAAGCGCCUCUACCAGUACGCCAAGUACCCCACGAGCAUCGCAGCGCUCUCCUUCUCACGUGAUGGCCGCCUGCUGGCCGUGGCAGCCAGCUACACCUUCGAGAUGGGCGACAUCCCGCACGAGAGGGACGCCAUUCACAUUCGCAACGUGAACGAUGCAGAAGUCAAGCCCAAGCCCAAGGCCUACAGCACUGCCACAGUGUUUGGCAGCGCCGCUUGUCACCUUCCUAGGAUUCCUGACGGUUCCGCCGUCUACAUCGUUCGCUUGAAUGCCGCGCCUCCCCUUUGCGAAUACCGCGGCGGAAUUGCGGGCUACCCUGCCACGGCCACGUGGGACGACGGCAGCGACGAGGAGGACAGUGAUGCCGUGCCGCAGAUGAUUCUCCCCGCCGAAGAUACCGCCGCCGCCGCAGGCGGCGAAACCGUCGAUCUGGACGACACCGACGGCGACCAGCUUCUCUCAAACGCAUCGGCGCCAUCCCUGCCCGCAAACGGCACAUCUGACGCCGCUGCCACUCCCAGCGCUCGCGGCGGUCGCGGUGGCAGUGGUAACGGUAACGGAGUUCGUAACGGUGGCGGCGGUUUCCCGCGGCACCGGCUGAGUCUGAGCAUGGACCGCCCCCAGGUGGCAGCGUUCGCGGGGCUGCUGCAGCGGCAGCAGGCGCAGGUGGCAUCUGAAGCGGGCGUACCCGAGGACGGGCUGCUCAUCGCGGAAAAGACAAGUUCCGAAAGUGACGUAAUUGUGACCUUUCCGUCACUUUAA